Hemicordylus capensis (graceful crag lizard) is the source of this 3195-nucleotide messenger RNA. Its product is annotated as keratin, type II cytoskeletal cochleal-like. The coding region runs from base 1 to 1659 and encodes 552 amino acids. The transcript is spliced from 9 exons. NCBI's taxonomy places the organism in Eukaryota, Metazoa, Chordata, Lepidosauria, Squamata, Cordylidae. Gene Ontology annotation, molecular function: structural constituent of skin epidermis. Gene Ontology annotation, biological process: keratinization; intermediate filament organization. The record is from RefSeq and is a predicted model, not a curated record. Gene Ontology annotation, cellular component: keratin filament.
AUGUCUUGCCGAUCCUAUAAUGUUAGUUCUAGGGGUGGUGUUGCCGUCAAGAAUUACAGUUCAAGCUCAGCUGUUGUACCAAGGAACGUGAAACGCUACAGUGCUGUCAGCACCGUCUCGUACAAAGGGGGCAGCAGUGUGGGCCCUGGAGGCUUAGGUUUUGGCAGCAGGAGCCUGAGUGGCGUUGCAUCCUGCAGACCCAGAAUUGCUGUCGGUAGCUACCGCCCUGUGAGAUAUGGAUAUGGUUUCGGGAGUGCUGGUCUCGGACAUGGCUAUAGUACUUCUGGCUUGGGCUACAGAGUUGGUGGAGUCAGCGGGCCUUGCACCCCUGGUAUUGCACCCGUCACUGUCAACCCCCACCUGCUCCAGCCUCUUCACCUAGACAUUGACCCUAGUGUCCAAGCGGUGAAACAACAGGAGAAGGAACAGCUGAAGACCCUCAACAACAAGUUUGCUUCGUUCAUUGACAAGGUCCGGUUCUUGGAACAACAGAACAAGGUGCUGGAGACAAAAUGGAGCUUAUUGCAAGAGCAAAAACGAGUCAGGAGCAACAUUGAGCCUCUGUUUGAUGCCUUUAUCAAUAACCUGAGGAGGCAGCUGGAUGGACUGGGAUGCGACCGAAACAAGCUGGAGUCAGACCUGACCAACUCAAGGGAUGUUUUGGAAGAUUACCGGAGAAAGUAUGAAGAGGAAUGCAAUCGGCGAACGGGUGCUGAGAAUGAAUUUGUAACACUUAAAAAGGAUGUUGACUGUAUAUACAUGAACAAAGCUGACCUGGGAGCAAAGGUGGAAAGCUUAAUUGAGGAGAUCAACUUUCUGAGAUGUUUGCAUGAGGCGGAACUGCAUGAACUCCAGGCCUGCAUUUCAGACACCUCAGUUAUUGUGCAGAUGGAUAAUAGCCGAGGCUUAGAUUUGGAUGACAUCAUUGCUGAAGUCAAAGCCCAGUAUGAAGACAUUGCAAACAAGAGCCGCUAUGAGGCGGAGUCUUGGUACCAGUGCAAGUAUGAUGAGAUGAGGGCAACAGCUGGCAAGCACUGUGACAACCUACGUGACACAAAAAAUGAGAUCAUGGAGUUAAACCGCAUUAUUCAGCGACUGAAAGCUGAGAUUGACAGCGCCAAAGGCCAGCGUAGCAAACUGGAGGCUGCCAUAGCAGAAGCUGAGGAUCGUGGAGAAAUGGCCCUCAAGGAUGCUAAAUGCAAGCUAACAGAGCUGGAAGAUGCCCUAAUCAAGGCCAAGGCAGACAUGGCCCGGCAGCUGCGGGAGUACCAGGAGCUGAUGAAUGUCAAACUGGCCCUGGAUAUUGAGAUUGCCACUUACAGGAAGCUGCUGGAAGGAGAGGAGAGCAGGUUGUGCGGCGAAGGUGUUUGUCCAGUGAAUAUCUCGGUGUGUCGGACCCAGGGUGGAGUUGUGUGUGAUGCCGAUCCUUGUAUUGGUGGGGGAUAUACUUCCAACAGUCGGACCAUUGUCAGAGGCGGAGGAAUUGUGAGCAGUGGAGGAGGAGGUGUGUGUGGCACUGGCAUAGGAAGAAGUCUUGUGUCAGGUGGUGGAGAACUGGCCACUUCUUGCUUGCCAGUUGGAGCAUACAGUGCUGCAAGUGUGAAAGGUUCUAAUGUCAAGUUUGUGUCCACCUCCACUUCUUUUAGAACAAAAUAUUAAAACUGGGGGACUCUCUGCUUCAGCGAGGACAGCCACAGCCUUCUAAAAAGCAUCUAGGGCCAUUUUACACGCUCCUUUCUGUAGUGAGGUAUGCAACCUGAUUACAAAAUAUAUGAGGCAAGGUGAGGUGGUUGCUUCAAGUGGCAGAUUAUUGGGGUGCCAGCAGGAUGGUAAGAUGCCUCCCCCAUUUCAUCUGCCUCCUUCUUCUGCCCACCCCAUCAAAGCAGCUCUUUGCCAAGCAAUGGCAAAGCCACCUCCUGGCAAAGAGCCAGCCUUCUCCUUCUCCUCCUCUUUUUCAUCACUGUUGCCUAUCUGCCAUACAGGAGCGUAGCUAUAAUUGAGCAAAAGGGUUCAAAGAACAUGGGCCCUCCAGCUCCAUCCCUCUCUAUUUUCUUCAUUGUCUCCCUCACUCUGGGGGGCCGCCAGAGAGAGGGAUGAACACGGGCCCCCUCUCCCCUAGCUACUCCCCUGCUGCCAUAGCAUGAGGUGCACACACCUUCCUGCCCAUCCUCCAGUUCCCCACUUGUGUGAGGAACCCACCAUUGGAGUGUUAUGAAAAGGGAGAGGAAGCAGAAAAGAAAACCAGGAAAGGGCAGUAGAAUCUUGGAGACGCUCUGUAGAGUGUCUCCAGUACUCUACUGCCCUUUUCUUAUCUCCUCUUGUGCUCCGCCCCCCACCCUUUGCAUGUUAGUCCAGCAGCUGAAGAGGGAGGAAGUAGAGGAGGGUAUGAGUAUUGCACAGUGGUGGCUAUUGAAACUGCAGAGGAGGAGGUGUGUGUGCAUACAUGCACAAAGCCAAGCAGUGCUUAUUGCCAGCACUUCUGCUGGAAAAAAAAACAAUGAAGGGGAGGAGGAUGUGUAUGUGAGUGGGCAGCAUUUGAUACUCAGCCUCAGGCUCACAGAGAUCUUGAGGCACCCACUCAUGGAUUGUGUCAAAUAUGAGUAGGACAUUCAUCUAUUAGGUACCAUGUUCGCUUUCCAAGUGCUUAUGACUGGGAACCCAAACAUGUUCCCAAUGCCACUCACGUGUUCCAAAUGGAGAAUGUGACCCAAUACACACCCAGAACUCCUCUGCAGCUGCAUAUUGCUAGGGAAGAUUAGUGGUGGCAGGCAAGCUGUAUUUCAGGGAAGCUGGUCUGUCAUUAUUGAUCUCCCCACUGAGGAACCCCUGCUAAGCUUCCAAGGAAUCCCAGUUUCCCAGAACAUAGUUUGAAGAACUUUGCUGUUUGUAAUAAGGAAUCUCAUUGCAUGAGAAUUUCUGGGCAUGAUUAGUCAUAAUCAACAAGAUCACAUCAGAUCAUUCCGUGCAUAUAACCUAUGGGGCACCUACAAAUGCAAACAUCUGUCACUUUUCAACUUUUACAAAACUUAUCAAUACCACGUCAGCUAGGGGCAUUUGUAACUCUUCAUUUGCAAAUUCACGCUGUGCAGGUAGAGGUGGUUAUUUCAUUCAAAAUUUUCUGCCACUAUCUCUCUGAUUUGCCUUUCUCUUUGGUUAAGUUCUGUAUUUUUUAAUAAACCUAUAAAGCACAUGGUC